AAAGAAAAGAGGAACCUUUUCUCUUUGCUUUCUUCUCUUCUAAGCAGAAGAUUAAUCAAAGAGCUUAGUUGCCACAUUCUUAGGUGGGGUUUGUGAAGUUGUGAGCAAAAGGAACCAAAGAUGUCAUCUGAGAGUUCUUUGAGUGCUGACAUGUCGAAGAAGGUCUCCUUUUUAGGUUUGAAGGGUAUGAAACUGUGGGUAUUGAUUUGUUUAGUAGUUGGCACAUUUGUAGUUUUGGUUCUCUGCAUAUUAUCUCUAUGGAUUGUAUUCCGCCGAAAAUCCCGGAGAUCAUCUCACAAGCUGUUACCCUUCAGUCAAAUACCACGGGUGGCGAAAGAUAUCAGGGUUGAUGAUAGAGUUGAGUUUCAAAAUCGUAAUGAAAAUUUAUGUAUCACCAAUGCUGAUAAAUCUAGUGACAGAAACUCGGGAAAGAUGAUGUCUUUCUUGGGAAGAACGAAGUCUAGUGAUAAUGAUAGUAUAAGUCAAUGUAGCUCUGUGCAUCAUCAUGAGAGAGCUUGUAGUUCUCACUCCGGUGAAGAUGGAAGCUUUGGAACCGCUUGGAGGCAAGCUUCCCUAUCGCAGGGCGCACUUGUAACAGCAUCUCCUUUGGUUGGUUUGCCAGAAAUAUCUCAUCUUGGCUGGGGACACUGGUUUACUCUUAGGGAUCUUCAGCUAGCCACCAACCGUUUUGCUGCAGAAAAUGUAAUCGGUGAGGGUGGUUAUGGAGUAGUUUAUAAGGGUAGACUCAUCAACGGUAACGAUGUUGCUGUAAAGAAGCUUCUUAACAAUCUGGGGCAGGCUGAGAAGGAAUUCCGGGUUGAAGUUGAGGCUAUUGGUCAUGUACGGCACAAGAAUCUUGUAAGGCUUCUAGGAUAUUGCAUAGAGGGUGUUAAUAGGAUGCUUGUUUAUGAGUAUGUGAAUAGUGGUAACUUAGAACAAUGGCUACAUGGAGCCAUGGGGAAACAUAGCACUCUCACUUGGGAGGCUCGCAUGAAGAUCCUUGUCGGUACUGCGCAAGCGCUUGCUUAUUUGCACGAAGCAAUAGAACCAAAAGUAGUCCACAGAGACAUAAAAGCAAGCAAUAUCCUGAUUGAUGAUGACUUCAAUGCAAAGCUUUCUGAUUUUGGGUUAGCCAAGCUCUUAGACUCGGGUGAGAGUCACAUCACGACCAGAGUCAUGGGCACCUUUGGGUAUGUCGCACCCGAAUAUGCUAAUACAGGUCUAUUGAAUGAGAAAAGUGACAUUUAUAGCUUUGGUGUCCUGUUGCUAGAGACUAUAACUGGAAGAGAUCCAGUAGACUAUGAACGUCCAGCUAAUGAGGUGAAUCUGGUUGAAUGGCUAAAGAUGAUGGUUGGAACAAGAAGAGCUGAAGAAGUUGUUGAUUCAAGGAUUGAGCCUCCACCCGCUACACGUGCUCUGAAACGUGCACUUCUUGUUGCCCUGAGAUGUGUGGAUCCUGAAGCACAGAAAAGGCCUAAAAUGAGCCAGGUUGUGCGGAUGCUUGAAUCCGAUGAACACCCUUUCCAUGAGGAGCGGAGGAACAGAAAAAGUAGAACAGCGAGUAUGGAGAUUGUCGAGACCACUGAGGAAUCAGCUGACACGAGCAAACGGCCUGGUGACUCAGAGAACCACACUACAAAACCUGAGAAGACUCUUGUAUAGGAAGGAAAUAUGUCGCAAGACCCAGUGAAAAACUUAGCUAAGUAACUUCACACCCUCAAAUGCUGACGAAAGAGUUUUUCGUGCUUGUGGAGAAACAAAAUAAAUCGGGUAAAAGAAG
Messenger RNA from Arabidopsis arenosa, 1780 nucleotides. The record is from the annotation of a GenBank genome assembly. NCBI's taxonomy places the organism in Eukaryota, Viridiplantae, Streptophyta, Magnoliopsida, Brassicales, Brassicaceae.